Messenger RNA from Paraglomus occultum, 2309 nucleotides. The record is from the annotation of a GenBank genome assembly. Lineage: Eukaryota; Fungi; Glomeromycota; Glomeromycetes; Paraglomerales; Paraglomeraceae.
AUCCUCUUGAUCAGUCAACAGAAUGGUUGGAGCUGUUGAACGAGCACCCUAUCUUUAGCGACGGUAUAGCUAACGAAAAUAUUGAAUUUGUCGACGGCAAGCAAUCAUGCCUUGCGUUCUCAAACAAUGAGCUUUACGUUGCUAUCGGGUCUAAGAUUCGAGUUUUGAAUCUUCUAGAUCUAAUGUCUGCGUUUGUUAGAUUUGAUCAUGACGAUGUUACCACGGAUGCUUUAGACAGACUGAAUGAAGUCGACUACGUGGAGUUGCAGAUUCCAGAGAUUGGAUUUCAAAUUCGAUCGAUAGUACCCGAUUCCUAUCAUAAAGCGAGAAUGAUUGCUGUCGCAGGUGAUUCAGAAUUGGUGGUUGUUACUUUACCAGAAUACACCGAAGAAGAUGACGACGAUUGCAGAGCAUAUACUGUUGGAACUCUUCAUGAGCCAGGAGAGGGUAUUAAAAUAAUGAAAGUGGCAUGGCAUCCAUUGAGUGAAUAUGGAAGCCAUCUUGUUGUUUUGACAGAAGACGGCGUGUUAAAAAUGUACGAUGUAUUCGAGGAUCUCAAACAACCUGAACAAAUAAUAUAUUUUUCAUCAAAGGCGCGCCCUCCGUCUCGGUAUGCAUCCUUUGAUUCAAAGUCUGAGGAUGCUGCAUCAUUCUGCUUCGGAGAGGGCGAAGAUGAUUGGGGCCCUUUUGUAAUUUACGUGGUUAUGAAGGAAGGUGACAUCCGAGCCGUUUGUCCGUUCCUACCGAAUAGAAGACAGGCAGAGAACUCUUAUAAUCUGGACAAGAAAGCUUAUUCAACACUAUAUGAGCUAUACCGCCGGCAAGCAAAAUGGAUAUGCUCAGUCAUGAAUCAAAUUGAAGACUAUGAAAAUGAAAAGGUCGUUAUUAAUCCACCAACUCUUUCCGAACAUAUUGAAAUCCAAGGUCCGUUUGAGAUCAAUCCAAAACCAAUUACAUCAACUCAUACAUAUGAGGCUACUGAUAUUAUAUACUUGGAUUCUGAUCCUGUCGGGGUGAUUAUAAUCGCGUAUGACAAUGGUUUCGUGAACGCGUACAUUCAAUUCGAAAGAAUCGAGGGUGCAUGGCAGUUAUCGAAAUUACCGCCAUACUGUCCGAGUCUUACUUUGUACGAAUGUAUCGAUUUGGAUUUUAGCCAAAGUAAUACGUCACUGAUAAAGCAUUCUCCGAGCCUUGUGCGCGAUGCACUUUUGCCAGAUAGGAUUUUUGUCUACCACGGGGAGGGACUUCAUGCAAUUAGCGUACAACCUUGGCUGCGCGAAUUGAAACGGAUGUAUGAAAAAGGAAUAGAGGCAGGAGAUAUAUCGGUGUUGCAAGCGGAUAUCCAUUCGGAUGUAAUUUGGGUGGCCACUACGCAGGAUAAUGCGAUUCAUGCUUCUGGUUCGCAUGUUGAUGGUAGCGGAAGAAUUUUCUUUCAAAAUCAAGGCCUACCAGAGUCAGAUCCUCUCGUCGGUCUAUGCCUAAUUCAUGGUGCUCCAUUAUGUUAUGCGGUAAUAAUGCUUACAAAAUCGAGAACGGUAGCUUGUCAAGAACUUGCACUUCCGACGGCUAUAAAUGCAAUAUCUAGUGUUCAGUUAAGACCGUUUAUUCAAUCGGAAAAACCAGUCGCGUCACCAUCGCCGGCAAUUGAAGCAUUAAGUCAAUUCUUCAAUUCACAAGGCUUGCCUCGACGACCGCAAAUCAUUCAAUCGCGGAAUGUACCUGAUUCGUCGAGGGCAAAAUUAACACCUGAAAUGACUGCGAGCGUUGUUCAACUAGCCAAGUAUCUUAAUCGAUACGCCGAGGCUAUAAUAACGGGGCUGGAUGACCUCGAUAACCGUACCAAAGCGCAGGCGGCCCAACUAUUUCAGCUUAGUGACGCAAUCGAAGGUGCAGUAUUGUUUGAAGCUGAAGCGAGAGAACGACUGUUGGCAUUGCGAGAGCGUCAACGAACGAUAGAAAUAAGAGCUAUGACACUAUUACAAAAGUUACUUCAUGAGCAGGAGCCGGCUUCUGACGAACAGCAGCAGAUAUAUUUGGAGAGUCUUGAACGGUUAAAGCUAGAAAUUGAUGACGAGAAUGGUGGUGGAUUGCGCGCGAGAAUUAAUGAACUCGAAGAAAUUCACGAAUCAUUACGAGGAGACUAUCAUCUACUCAAGCCGCAGAACAAAACAAGCCUUAAAUUGUCCGGAAGUCAAUUGGCUAAAGUUCGUGAAGCAUUAUCUAAAGAAACGGAAAUGAUUGAGGAAACGAAACAAAAAAUCGAUUUUAUUCAGGAUAAAUUGGAGCAGUUGAGAUUGAAUAUUUUAUGA